Messenger RNA from Xenopus laevis (African clawed frog), 3507 nucleotides. RefSeq names its product protein tyrosine phosphatase, receptor type E L homeolog (gene ptpre.L). The coding region runs from base 619 to 3081 and encodes 820 amino acids. Gene Ontology annotation, cellular component: focal adhesion; plasma membrane. The transcript has 24 exons. NCBI's taxonomy places the organism in Eukaryota, Metazoa, Chordata, Amphibia, Anura, Pipidae. Gene Ontology annotation, molecular function: hydrolase activity; phosphoprotein phosphatase activity; protein tyrosine phosphatase activity. The record is from RefSeq and is a predicted model, not a curated record.
GCGGGACGUGCGGGAUGAUUGGCACGUGCCCCGCCCCUCCCCCGGGGAUGGUAGAAGGCAGGAAUGCGCUUUUACUCACCACGAGCUGGAGCUGUGCGGCUGCCUGAGCUGCCGGGAGUGAUGUGAUUGCUGCAACAUGGCGGAUCUCUCACCCGCUCACUAACACUUCUCUCCCUUGUGUCACUCACAGCCGAGUGUUUAGACUGCGGGACAGAGGGGAGGCCACAGUGAGUCUCUAUUAGACUGGGACUGACUCUCUCUCUCUGCUGCUGCAACUUGUCUGCUCGGGAGGCUCCGAUUUACCCAGGAAAAUAGUCCCCUGUCCCUCUCAGUCCUCUCUCCCUCCCUUGGAAACCCCUUCCCGCCGGACCCUUGUCUUGGGGCCACACAUCCCUCCCUGGAAGCUACAGAUUCCCUGGUCCUUCCGCUGAUCCUUCCCUGGAUUUAUUUCUACAGCUGUGGAUCUUGGGGCCACUGGAUCCCCCUCUCUCAGGAAGCUGCAGAUCACUGGAUCCCCCACCCACAGGCUCCUGGUGAGAAGAACCUGGGGGUGGCAGAUGGUUCUGGAUGGAAUCCAAAAAUCUUGAGGACUGACAGCUCCGUGAUAACCUAAGUGCCAUGGAUUCUUGGCUCCUGAUUGCCCUGCUGGCCACCAUCCUACCAUGCUUUGCAGCAGAAAAUGCCACCACGGUUACUCCCACACCAGCGCUUAACUUUACAACCAGCCCAGCACAACAGGACCCGCCCCCAGAGCCGACGAAUGAGACAUCUGCCAGCUCUAUAGAUUCAGAAUCCCAGACGACUGCACCAGUUACGACCACCAAACCCCCUGUGAUCCUCGCCCCCAAUGUUACGGACUCCCUGUACCCCCCCGCUGGCAAUGAUUCAGAUGCCAAUAACCAGACUGAGGCCACUAACAGCUCCACAGCGACCACUACUGUUGAAAUGGUCGGUGGGACGUCCACCCCUAUUGCACCCAACAUAAACGUGGAGACAACACGUGGGAUCAUUAAUGUGCUUUCCUCAACACUGCCCACCCUCCCCACUGAUGAUUUCUUUCCUGCAGAUACAACAACAGAAAAUCCAGGGAACAACGGUUCUGAAGAGCGAAGAGAUGAGACCCCCAUAAUUGCAGUCAUGGUGGCCCUGUCCUCUCUGCUGGUGAUUGUGUUCAUCAUCAUUGUGCUCUACAUGUUACGGUUUAAAAAGUACAAACAGGCCGGGAGUCACUCCAAUUCCUUCCGACUCGCCAAUGGCCGAGUAGACGAUACAGAGCCGCAGAGCAUGCCUUUAUUGGCCCGAUCGCCCAGCACCAACAGGAAGUACCCGCCCCUUCUGGUGGACAAGCUGGAGGAAGAGAUAAACAGGAGGAUGGCGGACGACAAUAAGCUCUUUAGGGAAGAGUUCAAUGCCCUCCCGGCGUGUCCCAUCCAGGCCACAUGUGAAGCUGCAUCCAAAGAAGAAAAUAAGGAGAAGAACAGAUACAUCAAUAUUCUACCUUAUGAUCAUUCAAGAGUUCACUUGUCCCCAAUUGAAGGCGUCCCCGAUUCCGACUACAUAAAUUCCUCCUUUAUCAACGGAUAUCAAGAGAAGAACAAGUUCAUUGCUGCUCAAGGCCCCAAAGAGGAGACGGUGAAUGAUUUCUGGAGGAUGAUCUGGGAGCAAAACACAGCCACCAUCGUCAUGGUAACGAAUCUGAAGGAAAGAAAAGAGUGCAAAUGUGCUCAGUACUGGCCGGACCAGGGCUGCUGGACCUACGGGAAUAUCCGCGUGUCCGUGGAAGAUAUGACGGUCUUGGUAGAUUACACUGUGCGCAAAUUCUGCAUCCAGCAGGUUGGGGACGUCACCAACAAGAAGCCGCAGCGGCUCAUCACUCAGUUCCACUUCACUAGCUGGCCUGAUUUCGGGGUGCCGUUUACUCCCAUUGGGAUGCUCAAGUUCCUGAAGAAAGUAAAGAACUGCAACCCACAGUAUGCGGGCGCCAUUGUUGUACACUGCAGCGCGGGGGUGGGACGCACAGGAACCUUCGUCGUCAUAGACGCCAUGUUGGAUAUGAUGAACUCUGAAAAGAAAGUUGACGUUUUUGGUUUCGUUAGCCGGAUCCGGGCGCAGCGAUGUCAGAUGGUACAGACAGACAUGCAGUACGUGUUCAUUUACCAAGCGCUGCUGGAACAUUAUCUCUAUGGGGACACGGAGCUGGAGGUGACUUCACUAGAGACCCACCUACAGAAAUUGUACAGUAAAAUGCUUGGGACCAUAAGCACCGGCCUCGAGGAGGAGUUCAAGAAACUGACCUCCAUUAAAAUCCAGAACGAUAAGAUGAGAACGGGCAACUUGCCGGCCAACAUGAAGAAAAACCGGGUCCUCCAGAUAAUUCCAUAUGAGUUUAACAGGGUGAUCAUUCCAGUGAAGAGGGGCGAAGAAAAUACGGACUAUGUCAAUGCCUCUUUCAUUGAUGGUUAUCGGCAAAAGGACUCGUACAUCGCCAGCCAGGGCCCCUUACGGCAUUCAUUAGAGGAUUUCUGGAGGAUGAUUUGGGAGUGGAAGUCGUGCUCCAUCGUCAUGCUGACAGAGCUGGAGGAAAGAGGGCAGGAAAAGUGUUCCCAGUACUGGCCUUCAGAAGGUACCAUAUCAUUUGGGGACAUCACCAUAGAACUGAAGAAGGAGGAGGAGAGUGAAAGUUACACUGUACGGGAUCUGUUUGUGACCAACACUAGGGAAAACAAGUCCCGUCAGAUUAGGCAAUUCCAUUUUCAUGGUUGGCCGGAAGUCGGGAUCCCAACAGAUGGGAAAGGAAUGAUCAAUAUUAUUGCCGCUGUACAGAAGCAGCAACAACAGUCUGGGAAUCACCCAAUCACCGUGCACUGCAGUGCUGGAGCGGGGAGGACGGGGACUUUUUGUGCUCUAAGCACGGUACUGGAGAGGGUAAAAGCAGAAGGCAUCCUUGACGUCUUUCAAACAGUGAAAAGCUUGAGGUUACAGAGGCCACAUAUGGUCCAAACACUGGAGCAGUACGAGUUCUGCUACAGGGUGGUGCAGGAAUACAUCGACGCAUUUUCGGAUUACGCCAACUUCAAAUGAAUUUCCGAGGAGGGGGACCCAGAGCGUGGCCUUCUUUAAUAUUUUGUAAUAUUCUAUUUGUUAAUAUAUGUAGACCAUUGUAUAUAUCUUAACCGUUUUAGAGGAUUGGUACAAUGUGCUUUAUAUUAGCUGGAGAUUUUAUAUAUGUAGCAAAGUGAUUAGUGCCGGUAGCUCAAUAUAUUUUUUUUUAAGUUGGAUGCAAUAGCUUGAUGUUUGGAUUAAUUGUUUCAAUUCAUCUCCCUCCCCUUUUUUUUUUUUUUUUAAUUUUUUUUUUCUCCCAAAAGUCCUCAUUUUCAUUUGUAAGACUGAGGCCCUUCUCGAUAUUUCCGCAAGAGCACAUGAGCGCAGUAUAACUGUCACUUUUGCCGCCGUUGAGUUGCUUCAAGUGAUUUUAUCCUGUAAAUAAAUAUAUAAAUAGAAAAAAAA